AUGAUCGUUCUGUGGGACGUGGACACCGGCGAGCCCGUGCGCACGCUACCGUCCCCUCACGCCAACGGAGUCGCGGCGAUGGACCUCACGCCCGGGGGCGAUUUCUGCGUCACCGUCGGCGCCAUCGAAGACCCGGGCGAGACGCAGGAGGUUCACGUGUGGGACCUCGGGGACGAGGACGCGUGCGAACCCGUGCUCUCGGGCUCGAUUCCCGCCGGGGACGUCCAGACGUGCGUCAGGUUCCACCCCAACGCGCCGACCGAGUUUGUCACCAACGGCGCUUCGAGGGUGUUUUUUUGGUCGUCGGAGAGCGAGGCGACAGCGGAGCUUCGGUACUACUCGCCGCCGGUGUCCGCGAAGGACUUCAAGCAGCCGAUCGGCGCGUUCACCGUGUCUUGUUUCCUGGUGUCCUCGCACAAGGACGUCGCGGGUCAGGGGCGGUGCGUGACGGGCACCGCGGAUGGCGACCUCGUGGUUUUCGACUCGGGCGGCGUGCCCCCCGGCGGCGCGGAGCGCUUGGAGCGACGCGGCAUGCGCCCCGGGGACAGGCGCGCGGUGAAGAUCAUCCGCGUGCAUCAUGCGGCCGUGACGCACCUCGGGACCACGGGCGGCGCGCGUUACGGCGCCGGACGUCCGCAGCUGGUCAGCGGCGGGUCCGAGGGUAACGUGAGGUUUUUCGACCAAAAACUGAGGCUGGUGGCUUGGUUCGACGGGCUGGAGCAGGGCGCGGUGACCUCCGUGGCGUUUGUCGCGCAGAGCGAACUGCACGAGAAGUACCGCGCGUCUCUUGACGACGUGGACGAGGAGGACGAGGUCGAGAUUCCCGGCCAGACGCUGCUCAUGGGCGCGUUUGACGCUCCAGACUUUGUGGUGGGCACGGAUCACUCGACGAUUUACGCGUUUUCUUCGGCGACGUUUGAGGAGAGCGGGAGCGCCGAGGCUGUUCGUACCGCCGAGGAGCUCGUGCGCGGAACCUACGACGCGGUCGUGGACAUGGCGUCGCACCCGACCGAACCGUUGCUGUUCUGCCUGGGCGGCGGGGGCGUCGCGUGGACGUGGGAUUACGAGGGUAAAUUCGUGGUCACGAAGACGGACCUGGCGGAUAAGGGGAAGGGUCCCAAGCCCACCGCGGCGUGCUACCGGUGCGACGGUCGCGGAAUCCUCGUGGGCACGUCCAACGGUGCGCUCAAGGCGCUGGAUCCGAGGACGCUCGCGGACGUUCAGACGAUGCGAUUCGGUAAGGACGCGGUGACGAUGCUCGCGAUGGCGGAGGACGACGAGUACGCCGCCGCCGCCGACGCCGCGGGGUGCGUCGCCAUCUUCAAGCUCCACGGCCCCAUCGUCCAGCCGGAGUCCGAGGAGGACGAGCCCGAGCGCGCCUUCGACUUCAUCGGCAAGUACCGGGCGCACUCGACCAAAAGCCCGGUUCGAGGUUUGGCGUUUAAAUCGCGCCCGGGGGGCGGACUGGAGCUGGUAUCCGUCGGCGCCGAGGGCCGCGUCGUUCGGUACGACGUUUUCAACUCUACGGAGGAGGGCGGGGUCAAGCUCAUCGACGUCAGGGACGACGCGAUGGGAGGACCCGCCGCGGGUGGCGUCGCGUCGCCCACGGCGUUGGCCUUCAUGCCCGAUCCCAGGCGACCCGACGCGCUGUCGCUCCUCGUCGCCGACGACCAAUACAAGAUUCGCACCGUCGACGUGGACACUCUUGUAACGACCCGGACCGUCCUGGGCCCAACCUUCGGCGGACCCGUGACGUCGAUCGUCCCGUUCAACGUGGGAGGGGACGCGUGCGGCGCGCACGCGGCGUACGCCACCGCGCGCAAGGUUUGCGGCGUCGCGGCGAUGCCGUUGGACGGAGACCCGGCGAGGGCGAUGGGGGUGGUGGCGCACCCUGCGGAGGUUGGCGCCGUCUGCGUGGCGCGCGACGACGUCGCCGUGUUCACGGUGGGAUCUCACGCGAGUAUAAACGAGGGGUCCGCCGGUAGGGUGAUCAACGUGUGGAACGUCAGCAAAGAGGCUGUGGACGCGCAGCGCGUCGGGAGUACCGCGGCGGAGCGAGUGGCGGAGCAGCUGCUGGAAGGGGGCGCGGACGGCGAAUUUUACGGCGAGGUGAAGGAUUAUUAUCUGUACUCGCAGCUGCGCGCGCAGGGCGAGGACAGCACCGCGGACAGGCUCGCGGGCAUCGACAAGCCGGUGCCCACCUCGGAGAUCCCUCGGUUGCUCAGGGCGCUGGGCCACUACCCGUCCGAGCGGGAACUCUCUGAUAUUUUCCGGGAACUAGCGGUGGAGACCAGCGGAGACGGCGACAUGGCCGCGGAUCCGCCGGCGACCAUCGGCUUCGACCGGUUCGUGUCCUUGUACGUCAACUACAGGCCCAUGUUUGGCGUGGACGCGGGCUCGAUCGAGUCGGCGUUCGAGGCGCUGGGCGCCGGAGCGGGGGAGUCGGUGGAGCGUGGUUCGCUGCUGGAGGCGUUGGAGCUCGGCGGCGAGGCGAUGUCGCGCGAGGAGCUCGUCACGGCUGCGGCGAAGCUCAUGGGACGGGGCGCGACGCUGGAGGAUCUGGUGCCGGAGACGGUGUCGGCGAGGGAGUUUGCGGAGGACGUGCUCGGGUUCGUCGGGGCUGCCGAGGAGAUUCCCGUGGAUGCCUAA
Micromonas commoda is the source of this 2649-nucleotide messenger RNA. RefSeq lists its product with no specific name. The record is from RefSeq and is a predicted model, not a curated record. Gene Ontology annotation, cellular component: motile cilium. The transcript has a single exon. The coding region runs from base 1 to 2649 and encodes 882 amino acids. NCBI's taxonomy places the organism in Eukaryota, Viridiplantae, Chlorophyta, Mamiellophyceae, Mamiellales, Mamiellaceae. Gene Ontology annotation, molecular function: protein binding.